Messenger RNA from Aphanomyces astaci, 2464 nucleotides. RefSeq lists its product as hypothetical. Gene Ontology annotation, molecular function: mRNA binding. Gene Ontology annotation, biological process: mRNA processing. Gene Ontology annotation, cellular component: spliceosomal complex. The transcript is spliced from 7 exons. NCBI's taxonomy places the organism in Eukaryota, Oomycota, Saprolegniomycetes, Saprolegniales, Verrucalvaceae. The record is from RefSeq and is a predicted model, not a curated record. The coding region runs from base 599 to 1807 and encodes 402 amino acids.
GUUUAACGUACAGUACUUGAUUGUUAACUUAUCAACCAACGGAAACCGGAUAAGUGUAUCCGGAUAUACUUUCACACAACAUUAUUGUUUGCUUUGCGAUGAACCCUCCUCCGCCGCCGCUUCCUCCUGGUGGUCCUCCUUCGAUGGUACCUUUCGGCGGCGCGCCGCCAAUGAUUCAGCUGGGAAGCCGCCCAAUGCCUCCACCCAUGCAGCAUCACAUGAUUAUGCAGCCGCCCAUGCCUAGAUUUCGUGUUCCUCUUGAAAUUGGACCAUUGAAUGUGUUUGUCGGGAAGCUGCCGCCCGAUCUGCACGACAAUUACGUUCGAAAUUUGCUCGAGGUGAGUCUUGCUGUAUGAUGCGCCCUUGGUCGAACUCACCUGCUGGUACAAUCUAGCGCGUGGGCACAGUGGUGCAAUGGAAGCGCACGACGGAUCCAAUCUCGGGUAAGCCGAAAGCGUUUGGGUAUUGCACGUACGCUACUGCAUUGGACUGCAUUCGCGCGCUCAAGUUGUUGAACGGGUUUUCGUUGGAUUCGAAGAACAUCUUGUUGAAGGUGGACACGACAACCCAGACGAAACUGGACGAGUACACGGCGCAGAUGCCGCCACAGUUGCAAUUUGAAGAAGACCACAAGAACGAACGUGUCGCGGCGAUGCUGCAGCGCUUGUUCGAGGAGCGCAGUGGGCUGCAUGGCGGGUACAACAAUGACAUUGCGUCCUGGGGUGAUCUCAUGGAGAACGUCGACUCGGGGGCAAAGGAAGUGGUUCGAGGUGGCAUGAUCAUGAACGAAGUGGAAAAGUUCCGAUUGGCGCAAGAAGAGCGGGCGGCUCAACUCGAAGCCAAACGCUUGGCGUUGAUCCAGGAAAAGCUCCGUCGCGAUAAAGAAGAUGCUGAACGAGGGGCUUCCGACAGUGCCACCAAAGGACAAGACCCGCCGACGGCGGCUGUAUCCUCCUCGUCCCCCAACAAGGACGACUCUCGUCGGUCGUCACCUUCGCGCCGCAGCGACCGACGUCGCCGUAGCCGGAGUCGGAGUCGGGAUAGAGAGCGCCGGUACCGCGACUCUCGUCGCCGGAGAAGCCGCAGUCGCAGCGGCGACCGAGGCAGCCGACACGCCCGGACCAGUCCGGACACAUCGGCGAGAGGUUCCGAGGCGACGCGGCCGUCGGCUCCCCCUGCCCCCACGACCUCAUCGUUGGCGGCGACUCCAGCGACCCACGAAUCGGCAGCGACUCCCCCGCCGCUGCCCCCUCCUCGUGUCAUGGCCAAGAUUGAACUCAAGUUGCAAAAGAAGGACAAGGCGGAUGGCAAACCUGCCACGACGUCGGCGCCGUCGGGGGUGACCGUGUUUGGUGUGGACGACGACGACACCGCCAAGCCGCAGCGAAAGUUCGUCCCGUUGGACUACACGGACGAAGAGAAGCUGGCGGCGUCCGUCGAAGCCCAGGUGGCGAGAACGGUCGCGCGCAUCAACAGUCGGUCCGAUGGCGUGGAAGGCAUCAUUCGAAGCAUCCCCACCGACAAGAAGGGAUUGUUUCGGUUUCCUGUGGACUGGACGGCUGUGGACAAGUUGAAACUCGUGGAACUCAAGAUGAAGCCAUGGGUCAACAAGAAGAUCGUCGAGUACUUGGGCGAAGAAGAAGAGUCGUUGAUUGGGUUUGUACUGCGCCAGCUGAACCAACACACGGCCGCGCAGGCCAUCGUGGACGAAUUGGUGCCCGUGCUCGAGCAUGACGCCGAGAUCUUUGUCGUGACCAUGUGGCGCAAGUUGAUCUUUGAAAUGCUUCGGGCCGCGGCCGGCAACUGACAAAGUAAGACUGAGAACAAGCGCAUGUCUCUUUAUGCUCGAAUAUGAAAGGGGGUGUUUCUUGUGCACAAACCAACGUGGGAGUGAGUUUCGGAUGAUGGUAUAUUUCAAAGUCUGCGUGUCGAGGAGGUAGGAGACGACGAUAUCUCCUGAGGCAGUAGACGCUAUUUGAAUCUCCUAAGGUCCUUCUGGAACUCUUCCUUCAGUGCCUGCCCAAACUCUUUGAUGUGCUUGAACGCAGGAAGGGCUUCCUCCGGCUUGAUAUCCUUUUGCGCCAUCUCCGCCACCGUCUUCUUGGUCUGUUCCACGUGCAAGUGCGUGCGCAAGGCAAAGUUCUGGAACGCUUUGUUGUUGGCCAAUGUCUUGACUGCUUGUUCGUUCAGCAAGUUACUCAGCGCGCGACGGAAGAACUCGGCCAUGGCUCCUGUCUCUCGGAUGUUGCGAUUGUGGCUGACGACACAUCCAAGCCGAUUCCUUUCCCUGGCCAGUGAUUGGCUGCCCAUUUAAGGCCACUAUUCCAACAACAUCCGGCAUCCAAUCAGCAGGAGGCCGUUAUCCGGAUGCCUGAACGGUUCAACCAAAUGCUCAAAAACCUGCAUUCUCGCACAUUCAAUGCAGAGGCAUGAGGAUGAGCGCACUUUCUUAGCUUGGGCCAUG